Molecule: messenger RNA, 951 nt
Organism: Astyanax mexicanus (Mexican tetra)
Lineage: Eukaryota; Metazoa; Chordata; Actinopteri; Characiformes; Acestrorhamphidae
Product: complement C1q-like protein 2
Exons: 3
Coding region: 48-797 (249 amino acids)
Molecular function (GO): protein binding
Source: RefSeq, a predicted model, not a curated record
UACCACAUCACGAUCACUAAGACACUAGGUGACAGGACUGUUUAAAGAUGAGUCCAGUUUACCUGUUGGUGUUGGUGUUGGGCUGCAGUUUGUUGGAGGGACAGUCGGUCAGGGUGAAUGGCAUCAGUCAUAAUGAUGACAGAGAAAACGAGAUUCAGGCUGAGCAUCCCACAACUCAAGCUACAACAACAACCUCCACCCAACAAAUCUACCUGUCAGACAUCCACGCUGUUUUGAGAGAAAUGAGCGCUGUGCUGGCAGAGCUGAAAUUUGAUCAGAGACACACAAUGAUUGCGGUGAACAACUUGGAGAGCAGACUGAGAGCAAGUGAGAGUAAAGUGGAGGAGCUGAAGAAGAAGGUAGAGGAGGAGAGUCACAUCAAUCAAGGGAAAAAAGUGGCAUUUUCAGCUGCACUGUUAGCAAGUGGAAGUGGUAAUACUGGACCUUACAGCACUGACAUCACUCUGGUCUACAAACACAUCUUCACCAACAUAGGCAAUGCUUACAACCCAAAUACGGGUAUUUUCACUGCACCUUCUAGAGGAGUGUAUGCAUUCAGAUUCGACAUCCAUGGAGGAGCUGGAAGAACAGUAGGAGUGAACUUAUAUAAGAAAGGGCAAUUUGUUGCUGGAACACAUACUAUUCAAGACAAGGGCAGUGUGAGUUCCUCUAAAGGAGUCUCACUGUUACUGGAAGUAGGAGAUGAUGUCUAUAUUAAACUACCAGCUGGAAAGUGGUUGUAUGAUAGUGGAUUACACCACAGCACCUUUAGUGGCCAAAUGCUGUUUUAUGUUUAAGUUUAUAUGUUUUGCUGUUUUUGUCAGUGCAGUGUUUUAUUAGUAAAUGUAUUUAUGAACAUGCUUGUACUCAUGUUCAGAACAUAACCAAAGAAUGAGUUAUUGACCUGUAUCUAAACUAUAAACUGACUUCAAUAAAAAAAGGAAAAAUCUA